Messenger RNA from Saccostrea echinata, 1217 nucleotides. RefSeq names its product zinc finger protein 287-like. The transcript is spliced from 4 exons. The record is from RefSeq and is a predicted model, not a curated record. Gene Ontology annotation, biological process: regulation of transcription by RNA polymerase II. Lineage: Eukaryota; Metazoa; Mollusca; Bivalvia; Ostreida; Ostreidae. Gene Ontology annotation, molecular function: DNA-binding transcription factor activity; RNA polymerase II cis-regulatory region sequence-specific DNA binding. The coding region runs from base 8 to 1153 and encodes 381 amino acids.
UGUGAAAAUGUAUACUAAAGCAGAAAUAGAUUUGGAGAUACAAACGGAUAAGGUUUUUGGUUUGCUUAGUGCUGAAGUGAAGAUAAUUCCAGAUCUGAAGGAAGAAGAAAUACAAAAAUUUGUUCAACAGUCAGGAAUAACAUUGGUAAAACAGGUGGAAAGUGACAGUUACACAGUUCACGGAAGCUGGAAGUCUCUCCAGAGAGCUAGAGCUUAUUUAGACAUUAAAUUUAAAGAUGCAGAACCAAUACACAGUAACGAGAGUGAAAUUCCAGACAAAAUUGCAUGUGAUAAAGACCAUAAUGAGCAUAAAGAGAAUGACGACGAUGCUAAAGAUGAGUCACAUGACCAGAGUGAUGAAUGUAUAGGCAGUCCUAACAAUGAAGAACAGGUGGACACAGAAGAUGAAGAGGAUGUGAAAGAUUUCCAGUGUAAAGAUUGUAAGGAAAAGUUUCAAACAUUCUCUCAUUUAGAAGAGCACAAUCAAGAAAAACACAAUCUUUUUACAUGUGAUAUUUGCUUGAAGACAUAUGCAAAGAAAAGAUAUGUACAGCAACACAAAAAGAGACACACCCAAGAGAAAAAGUUCCAGUGUGUCCUCUGUGGUUUUAAAUUUUUCGAGCAGAGCAAAUUGAAAAGUCACAUGGAAACUCACAAACCUGUAACUGAAAGGGAACUUCCCUACAAAUGUAGUUUGUGUUUGAAACAGUUUCACAACCGGACAGGAUGGACAGAACAUAUGAACACUCACACAGGUCAAAAACCUUUCAAAUGCUCAAUACCAGUAUGCAGUGCAGAAUUUGCACACAGUAGUGCAUUAAAAAGACAUGAAGCUUCACAUGCACCAUAUGACCCAGUGAAAUGUGAUUUCUGUGCAAAGAAAUUUAGGUAUCCUGACAAAUUGAGAGCUCAUAUGAUUUUGCAUACAGGUGAAAAAAAAUAUGCCUGUCAGUGUGGAAAAAUAUACACAACAUCAAAUUCCCUGAAACGCCAUCAACAGACUUGUAGUGAUGCUUAUCAAGUGUUAAACCAGAAAGUCUGUGUGUACCAAGCACCUGCCACACAGGAUAUUGUGUAUAUGUGUGGUUUAUGUGAAAAGCAAUUUGAUUCCCUUGAGAGUGCUGAGUCACAUGUUUGUAGUUGUUGUCAAUGAGAUAUUUACAGUAUACAAGUAUAUUGUAUUGUUUGUUUGUUUGUGUAUUAAAAUUUCAAAUGCU